AUGGUUGGCGUCACUACCAUUUCGACUCUCGUUCCUUUACUACUCGCCUUGUCCACCUCAAUCGACGCUCGGAGCGUACAUCCUCGACACUCCGAUUCUACGGUUGACUUCAAGGAAGACUCGACGGGAAGAAAGACACAACAUAUGGCAAGGGCCACUAGUGAUUUCGACGCGAGCUCUUACACCACUUAUCUCGGAUGCUUUGUUGAUAGCUACAACCCGCACUACCUCAAUAACUAUUACACAAGGUUGGAUAACAACACUCUCACGAACUGUGUCGUCCAAUGCGCUCAAAACAGCUUUAUGUACGCUGGUGUUGAGUACGGAACCGACUGCUAUUGCACCAACACAUUGACUCCCUCGAGGAAUAAUGGUGCAGGGACUACUGCUUCUGCGAAGGACUGCAAUAUGCCAUGCGCCGGCGAUUCAUCCACUACCUGUGGAGCAACUUGGCGAAUCCAGGUCUACAAGUAUAAUCCAACAACAGUCAACAAUGCCGGCGCUUCCUACACUUCUUCCGUCUCGGCUGCGUCGUCCAGCUCAUCCGCCUCGGCUUCUAAAGCUUCGGCUUCAUCUGCGUCGGUCGCUUCAGCCUCGUCAGUGUCGGCUUCCUUGUCCUCCGCAUCAGCCGCUUCUUCUGCAUCAGUGGCUUCCGCAUCCUCAGCCUCAGCCGCGUCCAGUGUGAGCGCUGCCUCAGCUUCAGCCGCGGCUUCGGCUUCUAUCGCCAGUGCAAGCUCUGCAUCAGUAGCUUCCGCAUCCUCAGCUUCAGCCGCGUCCAGUGUGAGCGCUGCCUCAGCUUCAGCCGCGGCUUCGGCUUCCAUCGCCAGUGCAAGCUCUGCUAGCAUCAGUUCGGCAAGUGCCGCAAGUGCCGCAAGCUCGGCUAGUGUGGCCAGUGUGGUCAGUGCUUCUAGUGCAUCUGCAGCAUCGGCUUCCAGUGCCAGUGUCGCCAGCGCCUCUUCAGCGUCAGCUGCUAGUGUGAGCGCCAGUUCUGCCUCAGCUGCCGCAGCCGCUUCUUCGGCGUCUGCCUUCGCUGCCCAAGCCACAGCCAUCACCAGCGGUUGGCAAUCUGCUGUGUGUAUCGCUGAAGGUAAAGGUGGCAGAGCGCUCGUAGAUAACUCUAUAUUUGGGGGUAUGACUUGGAAGACGUGUACCGACUUCUGUGACCGUAAAGGAUUCACUAUUGCUGGUGUCGAGUACGGCCGGGAAUGCUAUUGCGGCAAUGUUCUGUCCAACGGUGCUUCUCUUAACAUUGCGUCUUCAUCUUGUUCCAUGCCUUGCGAUGGCAACAAUAAUGCCAACUGUGGUGGCUACAACGCUCUGAAACUCUUCGUCUCCUCGAGUGCUGUUUCUCUCCUCUCUGCCGAUCUUACCUCCCAAUCUAUCGCUAUCCCUAACGGAUGGGCUGUCGCCAGCAACGAUUGUAUCCAAGAAGGUUCUUCUGGUAGGGCUCUAGUCGGCGCUUCUUAUAGCGUGGACGGUAUGACGGUCCCAUCCUGUAUCAACUAUUGUGAUAACCUCAACUAUCCUUAUGCGGGUGUCGAAUACGGUCGGGAGUGCUAUUGCGGUAACACCCUUGCCAAUGGUGCUAGUUUGUCAAUCUCCGCCACCAACCAGUGCAGCGUCAAAUGCACCGGCAACACGGCGAUUACUUGUGGAGGUUCGAACGCCUUGCAGCUCUACGUCAACCCUCUUAAUUUCGUCAACACCACCGUCGUGAACGGGUACACCUACCAAGGCUGCAUCAGUGAGGUGAAAGGCCGCGCUCUCACUGGUGCCUCGACGCAAUCCGCCUCCAUGAGCAUCGAAACUUGUACAGCUUACUGCUCCAAACUUGGCUUCACUUAUACCGGUGUUGAAUACGGCAAAGAGUGCUACUGUGGCAACAGUCUGGUCAAUGGUGCUGGCGCCUCUUCUUCCGCUUGUGGUUAUUCUUGCACUGGCAACAGUCAAGAGACCUGUGGCGGUUACAACGCUAUCUCGCUGUACAAGACCAGCUAG
Kwoniella shivajii is the source of this 1998-nucleotide messenger RNA. RefSeq lists its product as uncharacterized. The transcript is spliced from 2 exons. Lineage: Eukaryota; Fungi; Basidiomycota; Tremellomycetes; Tremellales; Cryptococcaceae. The record is from RefSeq and is a predicted model, not a curated record. Gene Ontology annotation, cellular component: plasma membrane. Bases 1 to 1998 code for a protein of 665 amino acids.